AUGACGCCGCACCGGCAGCCCCGGCGAGGCGCUUUGCGGGGCUGCCGGCCGCCGUCUCGCCCAGCGCGGCUGCGCGCUUUCCCCGGCGCCCCGCCCCUUUUCCUCCGCAGCGCCGGCGGGGCGGAGCUCUUUCCUUUCACGCCGGCCUCGGCCUCGAGUAGCCGCUUCUGCCAUCACCUCUGCGGGGAAAAGACGCAGGAAAUGCCCGCGGCCCCCCGCUUCGAGUCCCAGAGCGAGGACGACAUGGAGCCCGAGACCCCCACGGAGCCCGAGGCAGCCCCGCACAGCGGCCGCCCCAAAAAGAGCAAGAAGAAUAAAAAAGAUAAAUCAGAAAAGAAGAAACUGAAAAAGCAUACAUUAGUUGAGACUGAAUUAUUGGAUUUGGACUUGGAGCCACCAAAACCAAAGAAAAUGAAAAAAAAGAAAGAAAUAGCUGAUAAAAAUGAAGAUGCAAUUGCAAAAUGCAAUUCAAUAUUUUACAUGAGUAAUGGGGUAAAGCACUCAAAAAAGGAGAAUAAUUCUAGUGAAGAUUCACAUACAGAAUGUGAAAGUGAUCAAGAGCAGGAAUUAACAGCAGAACAAAAGGAAGGUGCUUUUGCCAAUUUUGAUAUCUCUAAAGCAACUGUUGAUCUUCUGAAAGCUCGUGGCGUCACCUACUUGUUUCCAGUACAAGUGAAGACUUUCAUGCCGAUACUUGAAGGCAAAGAUGUAAUCGCCCAAGCUCGGACAGGAACAGGGAAAACAUUCUCCUUUGCUAUUCCAUUGAUUGAAAAACUUGAUAGAGAUCCACAAGAAAGAAAAAGAGGCCGUUCCCCAAAGGUACUAGUUCUGACUCCAACCAGAGAAUUGGCAAUGCAGGUUGCCAGAGACUUCAAAGAUAUUACAAAGAAACUUACUGUGGCUUGUUUUUAUGGAGGAACGGCGUAUAAUGGACAAUUGGAUUUAAUUAGAAAUGGCAUUGACAUCCUGGUUGGGACUCCCGGUCGAAUAAAAGAUCACCUCCAAAAUAAUAAAUUGGACUUUUCUAAAUUGAGACAUGUUGUCUUGGAUGAAGUUGAUCAGAUGUUGGAUAUGGGAUUUGCUGAACAAGUAGAAGAAAUCUUAGUGAAUUCUUAUAAGAAAGAUUCUGAAGAUAAUCCACAGACACUCUUGUUUUCUGCAACGUGCCCUCAGUGGGUUUACAAUGUAGCAAAGAAAUAUAUGAAAUCCAAAUAUGAGCAAUUUGAUCUAAUUGGAAAGAAGACUAAAAAAACUGCAACAACUGUAGAGCAUUUGGCCAUUGAAUGUCAUUGGUCCCAAAGAGCUGCAGUGAUUGGAGAUGUCAUUCAAGUCUACAGCGGGAGUCAUGGACGAACCAUAAUAUUUUGUGAAACAAAAAAAGAAGCAACUGAACUGGCCCUUAAUGCCUCAAUAAAACAGGACGCACAAUCUUUACAUGGUGAUAUUCCACAAAAACAGAGAGAGGUCACUUUGAAAGGCUUUCGUAAUGGAGCGUUUGAAGUACUGGUUGCAACUAAUGUGGCUGCCCGUGGCUUAGAUAUUCCAGAAGUUGAUCUGGUAAUACAGGGUUCCCCACCGAAGGAUGUGGAGUCUUAUAUUCAUCGCUCUGGACGCACAGGCAGAGCUGGACGGACUGGGCUCUGUAUUUGUUUCUACCAGCGCAGGGAAGAUUAUCAGCUGAAACAAGUAGAACAAAAAGCGGGCAUUACAUUUAAACGUGUAGGUGUUCCUACAGCAACAGACAUAAUUAAAGCUUCCAGUAAAGAUGCAAUCAGAUCGUUGGAUUCUGUUCCUCCAUCUGCCAUUGACUACUUCAGACAAUCUGCUGAACAGCUGAUAGAAGAAAAAGGGGCCGUGGAAGCUCUGGCUGCAGCCCUGGCUCAUAUCUCAGGAGCUACAUCCAUUGAACAGCGCUCUUUGCUCAACUCUGAUGUGGGUUAUGUGACCAUGAUACUUCAGUGCUCGGUAGAAAUGCAUGCCACUGGUUACGCUUGGAGGGGCCUGAAAGAACAAUUAGGCGAGGACAUUGACAACAAAAUAUCCAGAAUGUGUUUUCUCAAAGGAAAAAUGGGCGUAUGUUUUGAUAUUCCAAAAACUGAAUUAAAUAAAAUAAAGGAAACAUGGCAAGAUACAAGACGCUGGGAACUUUCUGUAGCGACAGAAUUGCCUGAGCUUGAAAAUUCACCACGUGACGGAGGCCGAAAUCCAGGCAUGGAAUUCAGGAAUGGAAGACGAAACGGUGGUUUCAACAGGAACGAUCGAUUCAGAAACAGGGGCCAAAAACGGAACUAUAAUCAAGCUUUUUGAUAAUUUGUUAAUAUAUCAAAAUGGGACUUGAACUUCUUGUUUUAGCAUAAGUAAAGUUAAUUUACACUUUAUUUAUUAGCCUGGCAAUUUGUGUUUGAAUUAUUAGCCUGGAUGUGUCUCAUUCAUUCAAUUUGGGCUGCAAAAAUUCAGGUUGAAAAGAUUAUUUAAGCACAAGGACUGCUACGCUGUCACAAUCAGUUGCAGUGCCCCAAUAUCUUGGGCACAAGUAAAUCUCUAACCUUUGGAGAUUGGUGGCAUGUUAGAAAUUUUGAGAAUAUGUCGUGGAUGCUCCCUAUGGCUUUUCCCCCCUCCCCCAUUCUCUAUUAUUUCACUUUUUCCAGACCAAUGAGAAUUUCUAAUGAAACAGUGAAUCUACACAGUCAUCUAUUCUUGCUUUUUAAGAAAGCUUUUGAGGAUCAUUUCAUACCGAAUUUCCAAUUCUUGGAAAUUGAGAUUUAUUCAUUCAGUUGGCUUCCCUUUUUAAAAAAAUACGGUAAUUUAGUUAAAUCAGAGCCAUGAGUAUGACAGGUGCCUUGGAUGUUAAAUUAACUUCAAGGACAUAUGUGGCAGAAGUAGGACAAAAGGCAACUGAAUAUAAUUCUAAAGACAUUUUUACAAAAGCCCAUGUAUCUGGAAGAGUGCAUUCAAUGUGGGGUUUUUUUUGUAUAUGCCCUAACAUGGAAGAAGGAGACACUCAAUUUAUUCAACUUAAAUUGAAAAUACAUUUUAAAUCAAAAUUGCAGAAGUUGAAAUUGUAUUGUUCAUGUUUUACUUUUUCUAUAAUACAUUCCUUUACUGGUAUAAGUAAA
Protobothrops mucrosquamatus (brown spotted pit viper) is the source of this 3116-nucleotide messenger RNA. RefSeq names its product DExD-box helicase 21 (gene DDX21). Gene Ontology annotation, molecular function: RNA binding; RNA helicase activity; ATP binding. The record is from RefSeq and is a predicted model, not a curated record. Lineage: Eukaryota; Metazoa; Chordata; Lepidosauria; Squamata; Viperidae. Bases 1 to 2307 code for a protein of 768 amino acids. The transcript has 15 exons.